Aureobasidium vineae is the source of this 1314-nucleotide messenger RNA. The record is from the annotation of a GenBank genome assembly. Lineage: Eukaryota; Fungi; Ascomycota; Dothideomycetes; Dothideales; Saccotheciaceae.
AUGUCAAAACAUCUCCUCCCCUCGCUUCGUGCUCUUUCACGACCUUCUUUUCACAGUAUAGGCGUAUCAAUACCACAAGCAAGAUGUUUCUCCAUGACCAAGCCUACGCGACUGAUGGAGACCUCUGGCUUCUCGGAAGAGCAGAUGGAAGUUCGUGAUGCUAUCUCCAAGAUAUGUUCCAACUUUACAGAUGACUACUGGCUCGAGCACGACCAACAGGAGAAAUAUCCCCAUGAACUACACGCUGCACUGGCAAAAGACGGCUGGAUCGGCAUUGCAUUACCAGAAUCUCUCGGAGGAGCUGGCCUCGGUAUAUCAGAAGCCACCAUGAUGUUGCAGACCAUCUCAGAGUCCGGUGCUGGCAUGGCAGGUGCUCAGUCAAUCCAUGCAAACGUCUAUGCCACUCAACCUGUCGCCAAGUUUGCUACAGAAGAACAACUCCAGCGAAUGCUUCCAAAACUAAUUAGUGGUGAAUGGCGAGCUUGUUUCGGUGUUACGGAACCGAACACUGGUCUGGAAACCCUCAAGCUCAAGACUACUGCCCUCAAAGACGGUGACUUUUACAAUGUGACUGGCCAGAAAAUUUGGAUCUCUUCUGCCCAGGUAGCCACAAAGAUGAUUCUUUUAGCGCGCACUACGCCAAUCGAGGAAGUCGCGAAGCCCUCGGAAGGUCUGUCUCUAUUCUUCAUCGACUUCGACAAGGCACAGCCAGGCCUCGAGUUGAAGAAGAUCCGCAAGAUGGGCGGACGAGCGGUCGAUGCGAACGAAGUCUUCUUUGACAACUACCGCAUCCCAGCCGACUCCCUCAUCGGCAGAGAAGGUCAAGGGUUCAAAAUCGUGUUGCACGGCAUGAAUGCCGAACGCUGCCUCCUAGCAGGCGAAGCACUGGGUCUAGGCUACGCAGCUCUACGCAAAGCAUCACAGUAUGCCAAAGAGCGUAUCGUGUUUGGUCGACCCAUUGGCGUAAAUCAAGGAAUCCAACAUCCCCUCGCUCAAGCAUACAUGCACCUCGAAGCUGCAAAACUGUCUACUUAUCAUGCGGCACGUCUAUAUGACGCAUCCACGACUAAUUCAAGCAUUAGUCAGCAUGCCAUUGGUGUUGCGUGUAACACGGCUAAAUACGUAGCUGCUGAAGCUGCGUUCACGGCUUGUGAGAGAGCGGUCUUGACCUUGGGUGGUAUGGGAUAUGCAGCGGAAUACCAUGUCGAAAGGUACUUGCGAGAGUGUUUUGUGCCCAGGAUUGCGCCGGUCAGCAGGGAGAUGAUCAUGAACUACGUGGCCGAAAAGGCUCUGGGACUACCAAGAAGUUACUAG